Messenger RNA from Umbelopsis ramanniana AG, 1371 nucleotides. RefSeq lists its product as uncharacterized. Gene Ontology annotation, molecular function: protein dimerization activity; DNA-binding transcription factor activity. Gene Ontology annotation, cellular component: nucleus. The coding region runs from base 18 to 1139 and encodes 373 amino acids. The transcript is spliced from 3 exons. Lineage: Eukaryota; Fungi; Mucoromycota; Umbelopsidomycetes; Umbelopsidales; Umbelopsidaceae. The record is from RefSeq and is a predicted model, not a curated record.
CUUCUUUCUCCACUUGCAUGUGCCCAUACGGCGACUCCAUGGCUCCCUUGACGUCAGUUCAUCAUUUUGCUCAAGACACUAUGGCUCACAAAGAAACUCCUACACCCAUUCACUCUCAACCCAGGUCUUCGGAGGAAGAAUCACCCUCAGAAUGCACUGAAGAUGAUAUUUCAGACGAGGAUGACGAUAUGACCCCUGUAAAAAACGAAAGUUCAGAGCAUCCCAACGGUUUGUUUCUCAACUUUUCAUCCAACCUGACCGAACAAUCUUUUGGCAAGAAGAAGACAAAAAGUAAACGACAAAACGCAUAUAAAGUAAAUGGCAUCAAUAUCUUGAACAGAAAUAAUCUUGAUAGUAAGACUGCCAUAGAACGAAUCCGGCGACGCCGAGAGAAUCAUAAUUAUGUCGAACGUCGCAGACGGGAUGUUAUAAACAAUACCAUCAUGGAUAUUGCCUCAGUGGUUCCUAAUGCUAUGACCAGUGGGCAAAAGCCAAACAAAGGGAACAUCUUACGACUUGCGCUGGAUUACAUUAAGCAACUUCAGACCGAGAAUCGGCAACUUCGACAACUGACUUCUUCGGAUGAUCGUAACAGUAUGAUUCCUUUGACACCACCAGCGAAUCAAGCACCAACUCCUACCACUGUCUCCACACCCCACCGAUCACCCGUGCAUUCGGACAUUGAUCAGCCAUCGCCUUUCCGACUGAAGCAUCAUGAUAUGAAUGUUUUUGCAGCAUCCGCUCCAAACUCGCCUAACUUCUCACGAACCUAUUCCCCACAAACUGUGUCGCUUCCCUCAUCGCCUAUACAUGGGUUGCCAUUGCAUGAUGAUAAUACUCUCCCGUCUCUUAGUCUUCCACCCGCCAGACCGUUUCCCAGUCGCUCUUUGCCACCUUACUCGCCUGGCCCUCAAACCCCAGUGUCUCCUCAUGCCAAUUUUCUAGUGCAGCAGCAACCUCCUGUAUUGCAUUAUAAUUUUGUUAAUCAGCCGCCACCAGCCACCGCUCCUCUCCCCGCACCGUCCGGUUUGCGGCCUAUAUUGCCCAUGCGACCAGGUCCUCCACAACGUCCAUUGAAUUAUGCGCAGAAUCGCAUGACAGGCUUGGAGAGACAGUAUGGAUCCGUAUGCCGCUAUUAGGGUUUCCCGAAUCGAAAAGCCUCGUUAAUGUACAUACACCCAGGCUGGCGGGCAAGAAAAAAAAAAGCUCUUCAGGCAAGCUGACACACACACAUCUUGCUGGAGGCUUUUUCAUACACAUACGUUAUUCAUAGCUUCUGCUGUCAAAUCAAAUUAUUUCAUUUCAUAUCUUUUCCAGUCAAAGCAUCACUUACACUAUUCUGUUGUUGUCUCGUGUUCCUCGGCACAGAGC